Talaromyces rugulosus is the source of this 1998-nucleotide messenger RNA. RefSeq lists its product as uncharacterized. Lineage: Eukaryota; Fungi; Ascomycota; Eurotiomycetes; Eurotiales; Trichocomaceae. The transcript is spliced from 7 exons. The record is from RefSeq and is a predicted model, not a curated record. Gene Ontology annotation, molecular function: oxidoreductase activity; copper ion binding. The coding region runs from base 1 to 1998 and encodes 665 amino acids.
AUGAAUUCUCUAUUUCGUGCCUUGCCCAUCUUGCUACUUUGUCAUGUCUCACUUUGCAAGGUAGUGCGCGAAGUUCUUACUUUGACAUGGGAAGAAGGGGCGCCCAAUGGCCAAGUACGAGAGAUGGUGAAAAUGAAUGGCCAGUUUCCUGGGCCGAAUUUUAUAUGGGAAGAGGAUGAUGACAUAGAGAUUCUCGUUCACAACGUAAUGCCUUUCAACACCAGCAUUCAUUGGCAUGGGAUUGAGCAACUAGGAACACCUUGGUCAGACGGCGCCACAGGAGUGACCCAAAUACCUAUCGAAGUAGGAGAAAGCUUCAUUUACCGAUUCAAGGCGAUUCCAUCUGGUACGCACUGGUAUCAUGCCCACACCAGGUCGACCAUUUUGGAUGGGCUAUACGGCGGUAUUUUCAUUCGGCCAAAGGAAGAUACCCCAACACCAUGGCACAUGGUUUCUGAGGAUCCUGUUGAUAUCGCUGCGAUCCAAAAAGCCACCGAAAAGCCUGAGUUUGUGGUAAUUUCUGACUGGAGUCAAUUCAAGUCCUGGGAAUAUCUUGAAGCCGAAGAUGAUGCUAACAUCAAUCUAUUUUGUGUGGAUAGUAUUCUUAUUAACGGAAAAGGUAGCUUGUUUUGCCCCGGAGAGGAUUACCUUAUUGAGAAUACGAUGAGGUUCAUUAAAUGGGCGAUAUACCCACAUGAGGUUACGGAUAAGGGGUGCUUGCCUCACGUUUUCUCCACACAACGCCACUUCUUGCGUAUAGCGAAGCCAGAAAAAGUACCUCUUCAUUUGCACAAGGGUUGUGUUUCUACUGAGGGAAGUCGCGAAAUAAUUGAAGUUGACCCAAUCGAUGGUUGGGUCAGCUUAAAUUUCAUUGACGCGUCGACGUUCAAAGCAACAGUUGCCGCAAUCGAUGCGCAUCAAAUGUGGAUAUAUGAAGUGGAUGGUCAUUACAUUGAGCCACAAAAAGUCGAUGCUAUGCUGCAGUUUACCGGAGAAAGGUAUGCUGCAUUGAUCAAACUCGAUAGGCCUGGAAAAGACUACACAAUCCGAGUUGCAGACGAUGGUAAUGCGCAGGUCAUAUCCGCCUUUGCGACUCUGAGAUACAAGAACAGAGUCCCAGAUCUCACAGAGACAAAAGGGGUCAUUGAUUAUGGUGGGCAGAAUGUCACACCGGUUAUUUGGCUUGAUCGCAAUAAUCUUCGGCCAUAUCCUCCCCUAUAUCUUGCUGACCAUGCCGACACUUUGUUUGUCUUCAGGACUGCAAAAUGGUCGAAGGCCUGGCAGCAUACCCUAAGCGGCGGAGGAAUGUGGCUGGAAGACACCACGGCAUACGACCCACUGCUUCAUAAUCCAUAUUCAGACACCGCACAGAACGAUAGUCUGGUUGUAACGACAAAGAACGGAUCCUGGGUCGAUCUUGUCAUUCAAGUGGCGUCGUUUCCCGGUCAGGAUAAGGAUGCGCCUCACACCAUACACAAGCAUACUACGAAGAUGUGGCAAAUCGGUUCUGGGGAAGGUGACUGGAAUUAUUCCUCUGUUGAGGAGGCAAGAUUAGCCCAGCCUGAAGCAUUCAACUUCGACAACCCUAACUUUCGGGACACAUUCGUUACGGGUUUCGCCGACGGACCGAUAUGGAUCGUCAUGCGGUACCAGGUUACUAACCCCGGACCGUGGAUGCUCCACUGUCAUGUGGAAACACAUCUGGCCGCAGGUAUGGCGGUGACCAUACUGGAUGGUAUCGAUGUCUGGCCGGAGGUUCCUCCCGAAUACGCAAACGGACGCAACGGAAUGCUUGAUGGCCAAAGUAUUGACUGGAAAAUCUGGAAGAACGGCGUUGAGAACCCGAUUAAUUCUGCGGGAGUUUCUGAUUCCUCAGAUGGUACUACUUCCCAGGAUAAUGCAUCUGCAGAAGCCGGCCAGAAUGAAGCUACAUGGAAAGGCUUUACCGAAAAGCUCACCCACUUUCUGCAAAAUUGGUCCCCACAGCGCCGAGCUUAG